GCCACUGUUGCUUUCUGGCAGCUAUGACAACGAACUUUGAAAAGUUGGAUGAAUGGCUUCGAGAAAGAAGAAGCUUUCCCCCUCUAAAGUGCACAGAAAGGCUCUGAAAUGCACCGUAUACCUGGACAUUCACAAAGUCACAUGUCCAGGAGUGCUCCUGACUAAAUACAAAGAUAUCUACCUCAGUGUGUGCAUCAUGGGUCAGUACAGGAAGACGCCCUGUCUGCCGCCUGUCUUCCCUUUACGCUUCCACCACAAAAUGGUAUUUGAGAAGACUUUCCCCGGCGUUGUUGACCCUGCUGAUGUAGCUGACCUCCUGGAAGCUGACACAACAUCUUUUGAGCUGAUUCAGUUGGUGCCUCCAGAGGGUGAGGUGUUAGCUACGAUGAAGGAGAGCAGCAGAGACUUCCUGUACCCGGGAGAAGGAGCUUCGGAGAGAGAGACACUGAUGAGGAGAUCUUCCUCCUUUCCUGGAAUCUCCCCCAAAGUGGAGUUCGCCACGACAUCCGUCAUAGAGGAGAGUGAGGGGGGAGACAGCCGGCCUGCCUCACCUCCACAGACCUGCCGUCUCUCUCCAGUGAGGCCGUCUCUAACCCCAUCCCGACAGAAGAAGUGUUCGCCCUCCACGCGGCUUUUUUCAGAAGAAGAAGAUGCAAACCUUAUCUCUUUGAAAGGAGGCAAGGAAAGGCUACAUGUUGAGGACAGAACAACAAACUCUGCACCGUCCUCACCUCCCAGACGCUCCCCUUCUUCAACUCACUCUGUCCGAAGUCCUCUGAAAAACAAGAAGGAAAGAAAACCCAUUUCUCCGAGAGCUUCUACAGACUACCAGCAGCCCACCGUCUCCUCGAGGACCCGAGCGCUGUCUCCUUACACCCACCGGAGGAUGUGCCAGCUGUCGGAGGAAAACCGGCAGAGACUCGGACACCUGCAGCUGGGUCCUCAUCGCUUCAGGAAGGAGACGGAGAGCCUGCCGCCAUUCCUGGUCUCUCGUAGCAGCAGUGCGUCUCUGAUGGGAACUCCUUCCUCCUCACAGAGUGACAGCAUGCAGCGACGCUCCGUUAGCUUCACAGCUGAUCACAGCGAUUCUUCUCUGCUGGGCAGCUACAGACCCAGAACAGCCCCAGUGACAUCUGGUUCUUUGAGGGUCCGGUCGUCUCCAGAGUCCAGACUGGAAACCCAGAACAGAAGUCCAGAGAGGAGAGGGGCUUCCUUCGCUGAGCCAAACUCCAGAAGCCCUCCGACUCUCAGCUCUUCACUCAGAGAGAGGCUACGGACCAGUCAGAUCAGUCCCUCCUACAGCGAGCAGAUCCACAGAAGAGUCCGGAGGAUUCUGCAGACGCACAAAACCACCAAGUGACCUUUGACCUUUAAUUUCCCAAUCUGUGCACGAGGGGACCGAACGACAGAGGCUUCGAUACAGACGUUUCACCGCUAAACGACUCGAAAUCAAUACGUCCAAUUCAAAUUCUGUAGGAGUAGAUACACACAGACACGAACACACCUUUAUAACCUCAGGGUCACUCAGGUAAACAUCUCACACACAUCUUCAUUUACAUCCUUUUGAUUUUAGUGUCACACCUUUCCAAGCACCUGGUUGUUGUUGUUGACCUUUUGAAAGGCGGGACAAAAGUUCAAAAGACGUUUCACCGCUUAAUCACGAAAUCAAAUCAAUAAGUCCAAUUCAAAGUCUGUAGGAGUAGAUACACACAGACACUAACACACCUUUCUAACCUCAGGGUCACUCAGUUAAACAUCCCUUUGAUUUUUGUUUCACACCUUUCCUAGCACCUGGUUGUUGUUGUUGCUACCCUUUGGAAAGGCGGGACAUUUGCAGGGGUUUCGUUCAAAGCAGUGUUUUCCCUCCCACUCAUCAGCUGGGCUUUUUCCUCCUGGAUGGUGAGGCCAAAUGCAGACGUCCUCUAAUGUCUCUAAAGCUGUGUGUGGAAUUGGCUCAGGUAUAAAGAAGCUGUGUGUGUGUAUAUAGAAGGAGACAUGGUGGAUGUAAGCUGUUAAGAGCUCAUCUCUCUCAACACAAAGACAGACACGAAGGUAGCCCAGAGCCACGAGAGACUGAGGAGAUUUAAGACGAGAAACAAAAGUAAUCCUGCAUCAAAGACACAAAUUAAAACGGUCAUUCUCAUCCAUAGUCUUACACUGAAAUGUGUGUCAGAGCUCUUUAAAAUGAACAAUGUGUGAAGAUUUCAUUCAAACAUGGUGUGAAGAGUGUGGGAAAACUUUCACUACAUCAGGUGAUCACACGUAUUCACACUGGAGAUAAACCAUUCAGCUGUGACCAGUGUGACAAGUCAUUCACUACAUCAGGUCAUCUUAAUUCUCAGGGUUCAUACACUUUUUCACCAAUGAUUUUCAAUGACUUCUCCAUGACCUUUACCUAAUUUUCCAUGACCAAAAAAAUGACUCUCAGCGGUACCACUGAAAACGGUUUAUUUUAACAUGGAACAGGAAAAUAAUGUCUGCAUAUGAAACAUGUUGUGCCUAUCUAAAACAAAUCAAAUAGUAGGCUUACUAGCUUCUACACGCUAAAGCAACUGAAAUCUCUCACCAGCAAAAUACCUCGUCAGUUAAAUGACAUUUUAUGUUUCAUUACGAUACAGUAUUUAUUAUCAUUAUAGUAUGACUAUUUCGGCAAUUAGCUAAAAUGAAAAUUAUAUUUGAUGCAACUUUAGUUAAAUUUCCAUAACUUUUCCAGGGCCUGGAAUUUGCAUUUUGAAUUUCCAUGACUUUUCCAGGUUUUGAAUGGCCGUAAGAACCCUGCAUUCUGGUGUGAAAAAACCUUUUCUCAU
Trematomus bernacchii (emerald rockcod) is the source of this 2807-nucleotide messenger RNA. It is a transcript of the gene spata6, whose product is annotated as spermatogenesis associated 6. The transcript is spliced from 11 exons. Lineage: Eukaryota; Metazoa; Chordata; Actinopteri; Perciformes; Nototheniidae. Bases 53 to 1360 code for a protein of 435 amino acids. Gene Ontology annotation, biological process: spermatogenesis. Gene Ontology annotation, molecular function: myosin light chain binding. The record is from RefSeq and is a predicted model, not a curated record.